AAGGGGACUGACCAGGGGAUUGUCCAGAAAGGUAAACAGCUUGUCCUUGAAGACUAGACAAGAUUGCGCAGUUUCAAUUUUCUUUCCUCGAGUGAAAGAGUCAAGUCCAGUCAAGUUUGGAUCCAUGGAAAGAGAGAUCUGUUCGAGCGCACUUUAAAAAACCAAGAAUCCAUGCUGAUCCAACCACAUUCCAGUUCAUACUUUCGCAGUUCGUAACACCGUGCUGUUCUGGGUCGGAGACUUUUUGGUCAUCCAUGGCCGGUUUAACAAACGGGAAGCAGGGGUCGGGAGGCCAAGCGGGAAAGGCUGCUGCUCUCGCUCGGCUCUUGCAUGAGGAAAGCCUGCGACUAUUAGAGCUAUACAGGGAAAAAGAGUCACUACCCCUCCAGCCCGUAGAGGGUGAUCGCAUGGUGUCCUCACCCCCUUUCACCUCUCAGCUCUCGGCUGCUGACAAGCUGUGCUUCCUCCAUGCUGCCCUAACAAAGUGUGUCCAUCUCCUGGACCGCGCCAUUGGACGAGAGGACACCGAGUUUGGCAACGACAAGCAGGGAGAAUAUACGAAGCUGAGACAGACGGUUAAAGACAGGCUGAGACACCUGCUGCAGAGCACAGAGCGACUCCUAGUGGAACAGAAGGGUAGUGCAGCAUGCAGCACAGAGGCUGAUGUGAAAGAGGAGACGGAUGGGUUAUUCAGUGGUGGCACAUUUAACCUGAAGAUGUGGAUCCACAGGGUCCUGCAGGAGGUGGUUCACUGGUCCGACACAGCCUCCCAAACCCUUCACUCUCUCCCCGCAGACAGAGGAAAGGACCAAAAGAGGAUGAGCAGAACUGGGAGACGAUCGAAAAGAUCAGUACGGAAAUGAUUCAGAACGUGUGAGGAAGAUCACUGGAGAGAGAGAGAGAGAGAGAGAGAG
Messenger RNA from Chanos chanos (milkfish), 914 nucleotides. RefSeq names its product ciliary neurotrophic factor (gene cntf). The record is from RefSeq and is a predicted model, not a curated record. Bases 255 to 863 code for a protein of 202 amino acids. Gene Ontology annotation, molecular function: ciliary neurotrophic factor receptor binding. Gene Ontology annotation, biological process: ciliary neurotrophic factor-mediated signaling pathway; negative regulation of neuron apoptotic process. The transcript has 3 exons. Lineage: Eukaryota; Metazoa; Chordata; Actinopteri; Gonorynchiformes; Chanidae.